Messenger RNA from Sparassis crispa, 390 nucleotides. RefSeq lists its product as hypothetical. NCBI's taxonomy places the organism in Eukaryota, Fungi, Basidiomycota, Agaricomycetes, Polyporales, Sparassidaceae. The record is from RefSeq and is a predicted model, not a curated record. The coding region runs from base 1 to 390 and encodes 129 amino acids. The transcript has 4 exons.
AUGGACCAUUAUCCUAGACUUCCCCCGUAUAGCUCUCGAAGUUGUUUCAGGUAUCAUCCAUACCCGAGAACUGGGCGGCGCUAUGACCGACUGGAACGUGUCGUGGGUGCCGAGUAUGGGGAUGACACCGAGGACACGAUACUGGACUCGCCGCCGCCGAUCUCUCUGUUGCCCUCGAACGUGUUUGGCGCUACUUCAAACGAUGACGUGUCAACACUCGAGCUCGAUGAUCGUGUUUAUCAACACGAUGAACCUGACGCUGGACGAAAACAGGAAAAACUGCGGGUUGUGAAGCAGUGGCUUACCACGGUGCUCGUUGUAUGGCGCAAGUGCCAGAGGCUGCCCUCCGUGCAGGCCUGGUUGCCUUCUAAGACACAGUCGCUCGCAUGA